This is a messenger RNA of Pocillopora verrucosa, 2243 nucleotides long. RefSeq names its product beta-1,4-N-acetylgalactosaminyltransferase 3. Gene Ontology annotation, cellular component: Golgi cisterna membrane. Lineage: Eukaryota; Metazoa; Cnidaria; Anthozoa; Scleractinia; Pocilloporidae. Gene Ontology annotation, molecular function: acetylgalactosaminyltransferase activity. The record is from RefSeq and is a predicted model, not a curated record.
AUGAGCGUCAAAAUUCUGCGUUUGUGCUACAAUAACAUCAAAAGGAAAAGAAAGCAAGUUCUGUCGACUUUAUUCUUCUUUCUGUCAUUUACAGUUUGUUUUUACAUUGCUUUUCAACAGCCGAGGAAGUCCUUCAUUUUUAUUGAUGAUAUCAAUCGCUCUUCGGAAGAGUUGAUGACAACAUCAUUUUUUGAACCGAAGCAAGGAAAGAGUUUGCUCAGCGCUCAAAACUACCAGCAAGAAACCUUUACUAAGGAAAAGGAUAUUUUUAUUGAUGAUAUAAAGAGCGUUAAAAAUUUAACUGGUUUGCUAUCACACGGAGACAGUGAUUUCGUAGCCAAUAAUAUUAACUAUCCUUCAGGUGAACCUCCUCCAUUCCGCGCAGAAAACCAACCGGGCCAAGAUGGAAACAAAACGUUCUUAUUACGAGGACAUUUAAAUCUCCAUAUUUGGGAUGAUGUCUGUCACUUCCAAGUGGAAAGUUUGCGUGAAUUUAUCCUAUUCCCACAUGCUCCAUCGAAACGAAGGUUGUUGACUUCCUCUUCUUCGUACGGUGAAAACUUAAAAAACUUUGGGGAACGAAUGUUUGGCUUUAUUUCACCAUCUAUUAGCGGUAAGUAUUACUUCGCCAUUUCUUCGAGUGGAAAUUCGGAACUGUGGUUGAGCUCCGAUGAUUCUUCGGCAAAUCUUCGGAAAAUUGCUUUUCUCGGUUCUCGUGAAAAUCCUGGUCAAGGACAACCUGGAAAUUAUUCCCAAAACGCGACACAAGUUUCUACAGCUUUCUACUUGACAAAAAAUAGGAAAUAUCUUAUCAACGUACUUCACAAACAUCAUUCUGGCAGAGUUCAUCUGUUGGUGACUUGGAGAUUAGAGGGUGACACGGUAUUCGGUAUUGUGACCAGUGAAUAUCUGUGGGCUGCUAUGAAUGACAGUCACGUGCCUGAUAACGCUGUUGGAUUGUCUGAUUACCAAGAAGGGUCACAACAAUCACGUGACUUCAUUCUACCUUUUGUUAUUUGGGAAGAUAUGAAGGCUGUGUUGCCUGAGUGUUUGUAUGAACCAAGUUAUUUGGUCAAACAUAAACUGAUUCGAUUCCAGGGUGCUCGAAAUAAAAGUAACACACAUUUUGCUUCAGUUUAUCCUCCGGAUACCACUAAUAACUCUCUCGCAUUAAUGGAAAAUGAAGAUAUCUGGUGGCAGGAAAAUGCAGCUGGCAAUCUUCUAACAAAUCCGAACAAGGCUCAGGGUGUGGCCCAUAUGUUCAUGGAUGCUUUAGAAGGAAAAUAUCCUCAGCAUUACGCAUUUCAGGAAAUAGUUUCAGUUGAGCACGUACUCGACCCUCAGAAAGGCGAUCGCUUCCUUCUAGAAUUACGCUUAACUGAUAGACAAAAUCGGGGGAGCGUGCUGUUCUCCGAAUACGUGUACAAGCCCCUUGAAGGAGACAGUUUGUGUUAUCCUGCAGGAUUCCGCUGGAAGAAAAAUGCUAUUGUGAAUGUUAUAGUUCCUGUGAGAAAAUCUGGUCGCUGGGCACUUUAUUUUAUAAAGAACAUUGCAGAAGUAGUUCGUCAAACUCAGGACUUCAACAUACACGUCAUCAUCGUUGACUAUGAGAGCAAGGACAUCGACAUAGAAGCCGUGCUAAAAAGGAGUUCUAUUCAGUGGUACUCGCUGGUGAAGAUAUCUGGGGACCAGGACUUCCAGAGAGCCUUGGCCCUUCAGCGUGGAGCUGAGGCUGUAAAGGAUCCUCAUAGCAUACUCUUCAUGUGCGACCUUCACUUAAAGAUCCCUUCACAUCUGAUUACCACCAUCCGCAAGCAUUGCGUAGAAGGGAAAAUGGCUUUCGCACCAGUAGUGAAAAGACUUCGUUGUGGUUACUAUCCUGAGCUUCCAUUUGGUUACUGGGAAACACUUGGAUUUGGUCUACUUGCAAUUUAUAAGUCUGACUUUGAUCACGUGGGAGGAAUGAACGUACAGGAGUUUACUGGAUGGGGAGGAGAGGACUGGGAACUACUGGACAGGAUCCUUAUGUCCGGGAUAGAGGUGGAGCGACUCAAAAUCCCGCAUUUCUAUCAUUUUUACCAUCCAUCUGUUGGUGGCAAUCAAAGGGUAGGAGCGUGAAAAGUCUUCUAAGAAAGGUCACUCGCUUAGGUGCUUGCUGAGCGACAAAUACUCAGAUUUCUCCAUUUUGCGCUUAAGCUGAGGAGUAUGUUCUUUAAAGACUGUCACAAUACCGCUGCAGCCGA